This is a messenger RNA of Spinacia oleracea (spinach), 962 nucleotides long. RefSeq lists its product as uncharacterized. The coding region runs from base 201 to 725 and encodes 174 amino acids. The transcript has a single exon. Lineage: Eukaryota; Viridiplantae; Streptophyta; Magnoliopsida; Caryophyllales; Amaranthaceae. The record is from RefSeq and is a predicted model, not a curated record.
CCUCAAAAUCCGACCGUCUCCAACUCUCCAUUCGUAAUUCAUACUUUGUUACGUUCAAGAAAAUCCAAGAUUCGAAUUACAAAUUAGUUUCUGAUUUAGUUACUUAAUUCUCUCUAAAAACCUCUAAUCGAUCGAUCAACCUAGUUAUCUUAUUACGGAGUAUUGUAGUACGUAUAUCUGAGUUAAUUCAAUAACAAAUCAUGGCGGACAAUAAUCCAUCCAACAACCAGAAGAGGAAGAACGUCGAAGAAGAUGAUGGUCUUAAUCUUUGUCUUUCUCUCUCCUCUUUUGCCACCAGAACUGAAACAACCCAGAUUCCGACGACCACCAUCCAUUCCACCGUCAACAACGAAAUCCAAGCCACUGUGCAUGCCACCGCCCAUUCCACCGCCCAUGCCACCGUCAACAACGAAACCCAAGCCACCGUCAACAACGAAACCCAAGCCACCGUCCAUUCUACCGUCAACAACCAAAUCCAAGCCACCGUCAACGAUGAAGUGAAGGGUGAAACAAUCCGACCACCAUUCCCAUGGGCGAAGGACCGACGUGCGAAAGUCCAUUCGAUGAACUAUUUGGUUGCUAAUCGAAUAAACACAAUUUCCGGUGAAGUGAAAUGCAAUAAAUGUGAGCAAGUUUCGACCCUAAAUUUUAACCUUCGCGAGAAGUUUCAAGAAGUUGAUAAUUUCAUGCAGACGGAGGAACACGACAUGCACAACCGUGUGUAGGAGAUAUGACUAAUAGCAGAUUAAAUUUGAAUGGCUUAUAUGAAAUUAUGUCGUGGCGUGACACCAAUCACUGCCCUAAAGUUGAAUUUGCCCCGCUACACACACGCGGACUCAUGGCAAUCAACCCCUAGGGUUACACGACUCCUCAUUUCCGGUGUGGACGGAUACGAAGAUUGAGAACACCCUUAAGCAAUGCCCAGAACAAUAGUCGAUUUUGUGUUUGUAUUUUUGGAGAAG